UGACACAGUUGCAAUCGCAGCACUGUCACCGUGUGCCCUCUGCUAAGGUGUCCUGUCUUGCCGUGCCCGGCUCACUUGCUCGGUCCUUGUAUUAUUAUUGUUGUUGUUGCUGCUGGGUGCAUUGUUGGUGCUGACGUCAACUGACGCGCAAAGGGGCGGGCAGUUGCUGACUAUCACACGCUCGGUAACCAGACAGGAGAUUGUCUUGCUUUUUUUCUCUUUAAUUUGGGCUCUGUGCUUUUUUUUUUUUGCUAAAAAAAAGGCACUUCUUCCUCAAUGACAGUUUAUGUGUCAGUACAGUAGUAGCAAAAGAAGGAAGUGUGAGCAAUGUCUCUUCACUUUCACAAUAAAGAAGCGGUAUGGCGGAGAAGACGCUAAUAAGAAAACUAGAGCCUAAUCAAAUUAAGCCAUACAAGCAACUGAGGCGAGAGCAGCUUUAAGAUUUGGAGUACAGCAGCCAGAAGUGGUGGAACACCGCGAGUCUACGUUUGGAACACUUCGGUGCCCUUUUUAGUACGCUUUUUUUUGUCUACUCCCCUUGCUGGUGUUUUCCUAUUUUUUUGUUCUUAUUUCUGUUCAAACAUGGGGUUUUAAAAACAGCCGUCUUUUAUCUUUAAUUUUUUUUAAAAAAAAUUCUUACGGGAUAUGGGUUUCUGUGACUCUUAUUCUUAACGCAGAAAUACGCUCUUACUGGUGCUUAUCGGUACUAACUUAAAUAAUCAAUAGCAAAUCUCUGGAUAUACUAAAUGGGUGCCAAACAAAGUACCGGUAGCCCAUCUGCCAACGGCCGAACAAGGGCUUAUUCGGGGUCGGAUCUACCUUCCAGCACUUCUAGCAGCAAUGACAGCAGUCGAACUGCAGCCCUGGCGAUGAGGUACGGUCAUUAUGGGCCGUCCACGCAUGGGGCCUCGGGAGCCGCGGCCGCUCAUCAUCUUGGCCAAAGGACCCGCUCCAUGGGGGGCAGUGGAGGUGGGUCAGGACCCCGAGCCCAGGCGCUGAAUCAGGCCGGGCUCAAUAUCCCGAACAGCAGUGGUACUUACAGUUCCCAGGAGUCCGAUAACGGCACCCCAGAAGAAAAUACUGGUGAACGGGACAGGUCAAGCGGGGGUCACGGGGCGCCCAGGCUCUUGAUAGGUUCGCUUCCUGCACACCUCUCACCUCAUAUGUUUGGAGGAUUCAAGUGCCCUGUCUGUUCCAAGUUUGUUCCUUCAGAUGAAAUGGACUUGCACCUUGUUAUGUGUUUGACAAAGCCAAGGAUAACAUACAAUGAGGAUGUAUUGACUAAAGAUGCUGGGGAAUGUGCAAUAUGCCUGGAGGAGCUGGUGCAGGGAGACACCAUUGCACGCCUGCCAUGUCUAUGCAUAUACCAUAAAGGUUGUAUAAAUGAAUGGUUUGAAGUGAAUCGGUCAUGUCCUGAACAUCCAUCAGAUUAAAGCGCUUCAUUACUUUUUGCACAGGUUUCCUAUUUUCCUGUUGAAAGUGAUCUGCACUAAUAAUGAGAGACUCUGCAAUCUUUUUAGGACUUAUGACUGACUGAAUGACGGCUAGUACACAAACUGCAAUUAAUCUACACUGUAUUCAAGAAAUCAUACUCACGAUUCAAGCCAGUUGCCACAGCACUUUGGUGUGCCAAAACGUAUUAAAUCAACCACCAGGGAUUACAUACAUACAUACAUACAUACAUACAUACAUACAUACAUACAUACAUACACACAUACAUACAUACAUACAUACAUACAUACAUACAUACAAACAAGCACACACCCAUGUCCUGUUUAAAGCCAUUCUGGAUCCAUCACAUUGUAGUCUUCAUCUAGAAGCCACAUUUAUUUGAAUCAAUUCCUCUCCAGUUUGUGCACCCCUGUGACAGAAGUUAACUUUUCACUCUUAUUAAUCAGUGGAUUCUACCACCAAUGAGAAUGGAGAUUGUUUGCAGCGGCUAUUUUGUUUUUGGCUGAUUGAUUUAAUAUUGUUUUUUAAAUAAGUGAUCCUAGCAGCAUACAUAUCAUUUUCACUUUUGGUCUUGAUAUGUGUGUACAUGUACACGAGCACAUUCGCUACAUAAAAAAAAAAACACAGGGGCUUGAACAUAUCGGUGC
Acipenser ruthenus (sterlet) is the source of this 2099-nucleotide messenger RNA. RefSeq names its product E3 ubiquitin-protein ligase znrf2-like. The transcript has 5 exons. The record is from RefSeq and is a predicted model, not a curated record. Lineage: Eukaryota; Metazoa; Chordata; Actinopteri; Acipenseriformes; Acipenseridae. Bases 747 to 1433 code for a protein of 228 amino acids.